Molecule: messenger RNA, 4409 nt
Organism: Diachasmimorpha longicaudata
Lineage: Eukaryota; Metazoa; Arthropoda; Insecta; Hymenoptera; Braconidae
Gene: MARCH6
Product: E3 ubiquitin-protein ligase MARCHF6
Exons: 3
Coding region: 234-3092 (952 amino acids)
Cellular component (GO): endoplasmic reticulum membrane
Molecular function (GO): zinc ion binding
Source: RefSeq, a predicted model, not a curated record
AUCGGUGACAUUAACGGGGCAGCAAAUCCUUAUGGGCUUUUAGGUGAGUUUCAAUGGGCUACUAAGGACGAUAGAAACAGCUGGAAGUACACUCAAUAUUUUUUCGACCAAUUUUUCAGUUCAGAUUUUACGUAUUUUUACUAAUAAAACGAUUCGAUUAUUUCCACUUCCCGGGUGUUUAACGUGAACAAUUCAACCGAUUUAAUCGAAAAUAGAAUUUCAACCUCAUCAACAUGACGGAGGACAUGUUAGCAGACAUCUGUAGGGUGUGUAGGUCGGAGGGUUUAGCAGACCGCCCCCUAUUCCACCCCUGUAUAUGCACAGGGAGCAUAAAAUGGAUCCACCAGGAGUGCCUUGUCCAGUGGAUGAGGUACUCCAGAAAAGAAUACUGUGAGCUCUGUGGCCACAGAUUCUCCUUCACUCCAAUUUACAGCCCAGAUAUGCCCCGUCGCCUCCCAAUCAGAGACGUUGUGGGGGGUUUGGUCUCCAGUAUCGUAACAGCAGUGAAAUACUGGUUACAUUACACCCUAGUGGCUCUCGCAUGGUUGGGCCUGGUUCCUCUGACGGCCUGUCGAACGUAUCGAGCGCUGUUCAGUGGAUCCCUCGACUUCGUUAAAAUAAUGUCUCUUCCAAUGGAUAUGAUAUCAACAGAGAACAUCUCCUCGGACGUGUUUCACGGUUGCUUCGUAGUAACAUGCACUCUAUUCGCCUUUAUCGGCCUUGUGUGGUUGAGAGAGCAGAUUCUUCACGCUGGCGGUCCAGACUGGCUGGAGCGGGACGCUCCUCUUCUUCCAGCCGAUGUCAAUCAUCCUGAGGCACCCCAACUCGAGCAGGGCGAACUACUGGAUGCACCUCAACCCUUUCCCGGUGCAAAUGUCAGGGAGAAUAACAAUAUUCCUCCAUUCGUUGAGGAACCUCCCAGACAAGACAAUGAUGAUAAUCACCCUUUGUACAGAGAAAUUGGUGACAAUCCUGAUAAUCCUCCGCUUGACAACAUCAAUGAGGAGGAGGGACAAAGGGAAGAGCCAGCUGCUCAGGAGGAGCCUGCUGAUGGCUGGAGAGCACAGGAGCAGGACCAAGUUCAAGGUGGUGGCGAAGCUGAAGAAGCUAAUUGGAAUCCCAUGGAAUGGGACAGACCUGCUGAGGAGCUCACCUGGGAGAGACUCCUUGGACUCGAUGGUUCUCUCCUCUUCCUGGAGCAUGUUUUCUGGGUGAUUUCCCUCAAUACCUCGUUCAUCUUUGUGUUUGCGUUUUGCCCGCACAACAUUGGACGUUACACCAUCAUUGGCCUUGGAUUACAAAAACACGCUGCUGCUUCACAUUUCGAGGGACUCGUCACCACUCUGUGCGGAUAUGGAUUCAUUGGUGGGACUCUCGUUGUUCUUCAUACACUCGCUGCACUCUUUGGCUUCCAACGGUUUCAGAGAAUUCUGGGGCUUUGCUAUGUUGUGGUGAAAGUGGCACUGCUGUCUGUUGUGGAGAUUGGAGUUUUACCCCUUGUCUGUGGCUGGUGGCUUGACAUAUGCUCGUUGGCAAUGUUUGAUGCCACUCUGAAGGACAGAGAAUCCUCAUUCAGAAUUGCACCUGGAACCUGCAUGUUCAUUCACUGGCUGGUAGGCAUGGUUUACAUUUACUACUUUGCAUCGUUCAUUUUGCUGCUGAGGGAGGUACUCCGACCUGGAGUACUCUGGUUCCUGAGGAAUCUCAAUGAUCCUGACUUUUCACCUAUACAAGAGAUGAUUCAUCUUCCAAUUUUGAGGCACGCCAGGAGACUCGUGGCUUCAGCUGUUAUUUUUGGUACUGCGAUUUUACUCAUGCUCUGGCUUCCGGUGAGAAUUCUCAGGUGGGCAUGGCCCGGAUUUCUACCGUACACUGUUACUGUCCAGACUGGGGCUCAGGUAAGCGAAUUAUCCAUGGAGCUUCUGCUCCUUCAAGUGAUUCUCCCAGCUUUGCUCGAACAGUCCCAUACUCGGACAUGGCUGAAGGCGAUAAUUCGUGGCUGGUGUCAGGCAGUGGCCUGGAUGCUAGAUCUCCAGUCGUAUCUCUUGAGGAACCAGCGAGAUGAUAGGGAUAACGCUGUAAUCGAGGAACUACAGCAUGAUCUCGGAGCUGCACACCAGGCCAUUGCUCAAAUGAGACAUCGGGGGGCUCCCCCAGGGUAUCAACCGUACACAAGAUCUAGGUGGUUCCCAGCAAGGCUGGUUGGUCUCUUGCUGUGUCUCUGCGCCUCAUUAGUAGUGGCGAGUCUCAUCGCCAUGACACUUCCUGUUUGGCUGGGGAGGAGGGUCAUGGCUUUGUGGAUGGUGGGGGCUCCUGCUCCAUCACCACCGGUAUUACCACCUGCAGUGCCAGUGAGCAGUGUUGGAGACACAAUGGUAGUAUUCUCGGGACGUGUUCACGAAAUCUACACACUAGCCUGUGGCACUUAUGUAUGUUGGGCGGUAGCGCGUGGCCUUGCCCUCGCCUUCUCGUGGCUACCCCGGGGGCGUCGCGCAAUUAUUGAUAGAAUAAAACACUGGGCAAUUAUCAGUGUGCGUGCAUCAAUAGCUUUCAUUCUUCUAGUCGGUGUUAUCCCAUUAUUAUUCGGGCUUCUCCUCGAGCUGGUCGUGGUGGUACCCCUUCGUCUACCACUCGAGCAAAAUCCAAUUCUAUUCCCCUGGCAGGAUUGGGCACUUGGCGUUUUAUACACUAAAAUAGCAACUGCCAUUACAAUGAUGGGGCCCGAGUGGAAGCUUCGUACAGCUAUUGAAAAGGCAUAUAACGAUGGUGUCCGUGAAAUGGAUCUCAAAUUUGUCAUUACGGAAUUAGCAGCACCUGUUAUCUGUGUUUUUGGCCUUGCACUUGCUAUUCCUUAUGCCAUUGGUUAUGGUAUUAUACCCCUAUUUGUCACGAAUCUGCAGACACAGAUAUUGAUAGCACGACGCCUUUACCCAUUUUUAUUGCUUAUCAUAUCGGUUUGUGUACUGAUAACAUUUCAUAUUCGACAGUUUAGAAAAUUGUAUGAGCACAUUAAGAAUGACAAGUAUCUUGUUGGCCAGAGGCUCGUCAACUACGAACAUCGAAACAAACAGCAGUCGCAGAGGUCAAGUUAACGAAAUACUUGAUGAUGUACGAUUUUUGUUUUUUAAUUUAAAGUGAGAACUCGGACAUUUUCCAUCAACGGUUUGUGAAACGAUAGUUUUGAUGGAAGUUUAUACUUUCUGGGAGAACAAAUCAUUGUGAAUGUCAAGUGUGGAAGUUUAAAGAAAGAAAAUACCGAGAAAAUGAGCAAAUUAGCAGAAAUGACAUUAAAUCCUUUCUCAAAAUAUCUGAUCUUGAGAUAUUUUUUUUAAUACGUAAGAGGAGGAUUGUAAAGGGAUGAAGCUCUCGCGGUACAGUUGGAGAACUUAGGGUUAACUUCGUGUACAUUCUUAUCCUGUCAUGUUUGGAAAUUUAAGAAAAAAAAAACACAAAGAAAUUUCUCAAUUUUAUGUUAACCAUUUGAAUUUUUAAUAGUUCUAAUAUAUUUAUGUAGAUGAAGCUGAAUAAAUCAGAAAGACUGUUUUCCAAUUUCGAUUUGUCAUCAUUACGCUUGAUUAAAAAAAAAUGAAAUUUGUAGAACGAACAUUCUGAGGUUCGAAAAGUUUUGUAAUUUGAGGGAAAUUUAGUUUAAUUUCGAUCGCACAAGUGCAGUGUUUUGCACUUCAUUAAUAAUAUGAUAAUUGGGUUUCAUAUGCUCGAUUUGCUCCUCGAUAAUUUAGAAGACAAAUACGUGACAGACACUUCCUCUUUUAAUAUUGUUUUAAAAAUGCAAUAUCCGUAUUUGCUGAUCUUUAAUUACGUAAGUUGUAUAGGUAAAUCGCUUAAUACCCAGGUAAAUCACGAGUUAUUUAUGAUUAAAGGCCCAUCGUUAGCCCAAUUAUCGUAGAAUAUUUUUUAUCGAAAUUUACUUAUCGUGAGCAGAAAGAAGUACAUUGAAAAAAAAAUCAAUAUGUGAUCUAGUUGGAGUUUAUAUUACCGAAUGAAAAGUAAAAAAAUAGGUAAUCAUUUGAAUGACUUUUAUCUAAGUUUAUGCGGUGAGGUAUAAAAUGACAGAAUUUUUUGGAAGAAAAAUCACUGAAAAUAAAAUAAUUGAAACAUUUUCGAACGGAUAUAAUUUUUUGCUCUUUCGUAGACAAAUUGUACAAUUAGGUACAUGUUUUAUGUAGAGAAUUAUAUUCCCUCGUGUAAAUAAAACACGUAAGUUCAAACUACUAUAAUAUUUAACUUAACUUGGAAUAAAUGGAACCAGUAUUUUUAUCAUUACUUCUGUUUCUCAUUUAUUUCCAUAGAAUUUACCCUUGUACGUGAAACCGUGAGAUUCAUGUAUGAAAGAAAAACUUGUAAAUUUAUUUUAAUUCUUAAUAAUAAAAUAAUAUAAUGAAGUGAAA